Molecule: messenger RNA, 2500 nt
Organism: Bombus pyrosoma
Lineage: Eukaryota; Metazoa; Arthropoda; Insecta; Hymenoptera; Apidae
Gene: RanGAP
Product: ran GTPase-activating protein 1-like
Exons: 6
Coding region: 220-2046 (608 amino acids)
Biological process (GO): nucleocytoplasmic transport; activation of GTPase activity; signal transduction
Cellular component (GO): perinuclear region of cytoplasm; cytosol; nucleus
Molecular function (GO): small GTPase binding; GTPase activator activity
Source: RefSeq, a predicted model, not a curated record
UUACAUUAUGAAUUUUUGAACAGUUGGUACAUAACUCCCGCGUUUACUAGCGCGUGGUGAUGCGUUGCAUUUGUAUCAACAUUAUGAAUAAGCUUCGAAAUUAAGUGUUAUUCAAGAAUAGUAUUUGUACUCCGAAUUAUUUGACACUUUAUGUGACGAAGAAAUACUAAAAAAAGGUUGAUCAUUACAAAGUGUGAUUACAUUUCAGUAGCUCAAACAAUGUCGUCGUUCAAUUUGAACGAUCUUGAAGCACAAUUACAAGAUGUUACUGAAAAUAAUGCCGGUAACGGUGUCUCUUUCGCAAAGAAAUCGCUUAAACUUGAUACUGAAGAAGACGCGUUGGAAAUAGUCAAAGCAAUACGAGCAUGUACAAAUCUGGAGUAUUUAGACUUAGAAGGCAAUACUUUAGGACCACUUGCAGCCAAAGCUGUAGCUCAGGCAUUACAAGAAAAUGGUACAUUAAUGAAACGUGCUCUUUGGAAAGAUAUGUUUACUGGCCGUGUAAAGACAGAAAUACCAAAAGCUCUUGAAUAUCUUGGCUCUGCGCUGUGUAUUGCUGGUACCCGCCUCUUUGAACUUGACUUAAGUGAUAAUGCUUUUGGCCCAAUUGGUAUUGAAGGAUUAGCCAAUUUCCUAACUUCUAGUUCUUGUUACACUCUUCAUGUACUGAGAUUAAAUAACAAUGGACUUGGAAUAUCAGGUGGAAAAAUAUUGGCAAAAGCAUUAUUAGAUUGUUAUAAUAAUAGUUUCCAGGGAGGAUCACCUGCCUUAGCACUAAAAGUGUUUGUGGCUGGAAGAAAUAGAUUGGAAAACGAUGGUGCAAAGGCGUUGGCAUCUGUUUUUGAAAAAUUAACCAGUUUAGAAGAAGUUGUUAUGCCUCAAAAUGGUAUAUACUAUGAAGGUAUAAUAGCACUUGCCAAUGGAUUGUCUUCUAAUCCUGGAUUGCGAAUUUUAAAUCUCAAUGAUAAUACUGUUGGGCCAAAAGGAGCCCAAGCAAUUGCCAAAGCAUUACCAAACUUCCAAAAUUUAGAACAACUUAAUCUUGGCGAUUGUUUGCUCAAAACACAAGGUGGUGUAGUUUUAGCAGAAGCGUUAGGAGUUGAAGGAAGUUAUCCAUUACUUGCAGAACUUAAUUUAAGUUACAAUGAAAUCAGAACAAGGGGUGCCAAUCCCAUAGCUCUUGCUAUGGCUAAGAAAGAACGUCUUGUAACCCUACAAUUGGAUGGAAACCAUUUUGGUCAAACUGGCCGUACUAUUUUACGCGAUUCGCUUAUAAUUUCUGAAAGAAUUGGAUCGUUAGGUACAUUAAAUGAUGAUGAAAGCGGAGAUAACGAAGAAUCUGAUGAAGAAGAUGAGGAGGAAGAUGAUGAUGAAAGUGAUGAAAAAGAUGAAAGUGAAAAUGAAAGCAAAGAAAAUAUAGAUAAUAACAAGGACAUGAUUAUAAAUGGCAGCAUAGUACCACCAAAAGUAACCAUCGUGGAAUUUUUAAAAUCACCAACAGGAGAAAAAUUAUUGCUAUUACCAGAUGAUGUAGUGCAAGAUUUUAUAACUCACGCCAAAAAUUUGUCGGAGAAUGAUGCAUCUCCUGAAUUAAAAUUCAUCGAAGAGUUUACAAGAAUAAUUAUGAAAGUAUCAGCACUCAGUACAACUGGUUAUGCUGACGUGAGACUAAGAACUCAGUAUCUUACAGAUGUUUUAUAUUCAAAACUAUGUUCUUUUGUAACAGAAAAUGAUCAGAUUUCUGUUUGGAAUAACACAUUGCUAGUCAACCUAGGUUUAAUAAAAGCUGAAGAUAAAAGUAGUGGGAAAAUUGAUUGGAAUUUGGAAGGAUGUUUCAAAGCGUUAGAAACAGUUAGUCAAAAAGAUUAUUUUUUACAAGAGACACGAAGUACAUUGAAAUUUUUUUUAGAAAAUCCAGUAAAAGUAAACAAAAAAAAAGUUAUGGAUUCGUUUGAAGAUUCAAAAGAUUCUCUUAAAGCUGUUCUAAAUCGUAUGCAAAAUUACAAAUACCGAAAUUGUAUUAGACUGUUCAGCGAGUCGAAUUAGUUGAGGGAAACAGACACACGUGACUGGGUAGGAGCGUAUUCACAACCUUCAGAUACUACAGAAGAAAAUAUUGAUACAUUGUUCCUCAUAUAUUUAACUACUUGGUAUAGUAAACAUUUUUUGGUUUACACAAAAUAUUUUAAAUUGUGUAAACCAAAUUUUGACCCAGUUCUCAGUCCACAUCGUACAUUAUGCAUAUCAUAAACCUGAGAAGUCAAAGGAGAAAAGGAAAAUCAACGUCUACCAGCCAUUAACUAGAGUCCUUUGUAUCUAUCAUGUGCUUAGCAAUCCUAGCACACGGAUGUUGUUUACCUUUAUUGACUCGACUCAUUGAAUGGAGUAUAGAACUCAAGUAAUGAAUACAAAAAUUUUAGUUGAAGAUAGUAUCUUUAUCAAUUUGAAAUAUAAAAAACAGGUUGAAAUUCUACAGAAUAAAUAACGUUUAUCAAUAAAA